Messenger RNA from Rhodotorula toruloides NP11, 2562 nucleotides. RefSeq lists its product as uncharacterized. The transcript is spliced from 9 exons. The record is from RefSeq and is a predicted model, not a curated record. NCBI's taxonomy places the organism in Eukaryota, Fungi, Basidiomycota, Microbotryomycetes, Sporidiobolales, Sporidiobolaceae. The coding region runs from base 1 to 2562 and encodes 853 amino acids.
AUGCUUAGCUCGGCGCGGACAGCGGCAGGACGGGCGACCUGCGCCGCCUGCGCACGACGACCACCUCGAGCGACCCUCUCGACGACGACAUCUCGCCUCGCCACGCUCGAUGGACGGUUACUGAGGACGGCCAGUGGGUGGCAUGUGGUGGGAAAUCAGCGCAGAGGGGCGGCAUCGUACGCUCAGGCGGGGAAGGAGGUCGAAGAGCAAUCCGAGGAGCGGGAUGAGGAGGCGGAUGCGAGCGAAGCUGUCCAUCGUGAGGAGGAGGCCAAGUCGCACGACGCUCUGAACGCCAUGCUCGACGCCAUCGAGAAGCCAACACAGUCGUCAGUCGCCGAAUCGUCUGCUUCGCCCUCUUCCACCGGCGAGCCAUCGUCCAGUGCGCCCCCGAAGAAGAAGAAGACCCCUCUCGAACAAAUCAUGGACCCAGAGAAGGGCCAGCCGACGUUGAAGGAUCUCGAAGCGUUCCGUCCCCGACGAUUCACCAUCCCCGAACCGACCUCUCCUCAGUCGCACCGGCUCGUCUACGAGAAGGUAUGGGAGAAGACGUACAAGAUGAUCGACCGAGCCUUCACGAAGCGGCAGGUCUUCAACUUUGCGUACAGGCACGGCCUCAACCUCGACACUUCGGACGAGCGGAUGCGGACGGCGCUGCACGGCGUCAAGCACAAGUGGUGGAAAGCCAAGGCGCUCGACCAGAUGAACAAGCGCGAGCUGUGCUACACCAUCAUGCGGCUGCACUGGCACAUGCAGAACCCGACGACCCUGCCCAAGCCGCAGACGGGCAAGACCUCCUCGAUGACUGUCAACCUCACCGACCGCGACCUCUUCCUCAUCCUCUCUCCCAACUCCACCCUCAUCAGCAACCUCUCCCGCGAGCACAACGUCAAGAUACUCUUCCGUCGCUUCCCCGACCAAGGGCGAGUCGGCAUCAUCUUGUCCGGCGCGCAUGCGAACCUCGUCACUGCGCGAGAAGAGGUCGAGGCGCUUUCCGAGACCUGCGAGAAGACCGAGUUUCACCUCCCCGCGCCUGCGACAACCUUGCGACCGGAAGUCUAUCAGGCCAUCUCGCGAUCAUCCAAGGCUUUCCUCGAGCCUGGGUCUGAACCGGACAAGCUGAAGGCGAGCGCUGUCGAGGCCAAGUCGAUUGUCAAGACGGAGCGUCAUGUCGUUGCCGCCUUCAACGCCGACUCGGAGCGCAAGUCAACCGCGCUCUUCGCCUCCGUCCCGCAAAACCUCGACACCCUCCGCUACUCAAUGUUCCCGCACUCCUCCCUCGUCCCCGUCUCACAAAUCCUCACGGGCGGAACCUCGUCCUUCGCUCGGUUCAAAUCCAUCUCCCUCUCGUCCACCUCUUCGAGCGUCGCAGAGGACCCGGCGCACAAGGCGCAUCUGGAGAUGCUCCAAUGGACGGAACGGAUGCGGCUUGAGCGCUCGGCGAGGAUUGGGAUCUAUGCGCCUCCUUCGACGGACGGGUCGUCAAAGACACCCGCCGAACUGUCGAUCCUCCGCGCUUUGCGCGCCCCCUUCGCGGAAGAAGAAAAGGAAGGGAAGGAGGUGAACGUCUCUGCGCGAUUCGGACACGUCGCUUGGCCGCUUUAUCGCGAUUACGAGCGACAGUCGGCGCUCGGACCCGUGUUGGAGGGUAGUUGGCCGUUUGGGCGGUUCGCGGACUGGGCGAGCGAGACGGUCAAGAAGGUCAAGAACGUGUUCCUCCCUUCCCCCCCGAGCGGCGUCCUCCAGUCGACCAAAGUCCUCGAGCCUCUCCCCGUCCCCUCCGCACCCUCAUUCGCCUCCCUCCUCUCGACAGCGCUGGACGAACGCGCCUCGACCUCCGAAGCCGAGCGUACGAAAUCCCUCCUCUCGGGUCCGCGCCUCGAAACCGUCGUUUUCAGGCGAUGGACUUACAGGCCCAAGACGCCGGCCAAGGGGGGAGAGGCGCAGAGGAGGCUGGAAGUUGUGUUUGAGUUGAAGGACGCCGAGGAGGUGCCGGUUGUGAGGGACAUGCGGAUCUUGAAGACGACCGUUAGGCUUGUGAAGGAGAACAAGGUCGAUUUGAUGAUUCCCACUGGAUCGCACGACGCGCAGUUCUCGAUGUCGACCACGACCGAGGUCCCGCAGGACGAGUACCCGGCGGCGUUCACGACGGCCGCUCUGACGUUCCACGGCGCUCCGCCGCUGACGAUCCACCACAAGUGGGGCAUCUUCAUGCUCGACACGGAUCACUACGUCCGGCGAACGAUCAUCCCUCCCUCUUCUCCCUCCAACUCAUCUACGAGCACCUCCCCCUCUUCAGCGCCAUACGACCCCUCGUCGCCCUCCGUCCCUCCCGCACCUCUAACAAUCCAAGAACGCUGGCACUCGCUCACGCGCGACGGGUCGCGCGGAGUAGAUGUGAGUUACGAGCUGGGCAAGGGUACGGUUGAGGAGGUUAGGAAGGCGGGGUUGUGGAAGGCGGGUUUGGAGGCGGUCGAGAAUAGGUGUCUUGGGAAGAGGGCGAGGGAGGGGAGGGAGGGGGAGGGGACGGGAAGCAAGGCGGGGUUGUUGUUGUUCAAGCGGUGA